AUUUUCUUCUCUCCUGGCAUCUCUCCUCUGUGUGGUUGGUGUGUGGGAAAGAGACAUAGUAAGUUUGACAGAGAUAGAGUCAAGACAGGGCUUCGUGAUGAAGACCUGUGUCCUGUUCCUGCUGGUAGUGGGGAGCGUCUACAGCGCACCAGUUGAGCAGGGUGGCAUCCAGCCAGGUUCUUGUGAAGAUCCAUCAGCUGUGAGCGCUGCUCAUUUAGCUCUCAGCAAGAUCAACCUUGACCGAGUGGAUGGCUACGUCUUCAGCCUGCACCGGCUUUCCAAUGUCCACCUGGAUAGACAUGGAGAAAACGGAGUAGUUUAUUAUCUAAAGUUGGAUGUAGUGGAGACCAACUGCAGUGUUCUCAGUAGGAGGGACUGGAAGAAAUGCGAGGCUCGUUCCGAAACUGAGAUGCCAAUUUAUGGACAAUGCAAGGCUGCUAUCUACAUCAACAAGCCACACAGAGUGGUUCGUCUCUACAAAUACAACUGUGUUAUUAGGCCAGUUCCUGCAGCCAGGGUGACAGCGAUUUGCCCCGACUGUUCAACUUUCAUCAGCUUUGACAACGAACAGGUCCAGAGGACCGUGUCUCAAUCAUUGGAAAAGUUCAACAAUGAAAGUGGACUGAAUAAUCAUUUUGCUCUGCUCAAAAUCUUACGCGCUUCUGCCGGCAUGGCAAUGGACAUGUAUUACAAUGUGGAGUACACUAUUCAGGAGACUGUUUGUGGAAAGUAUAAACAGUCACCAGCAGGUGAAAAGUGUCCUAUCAUGACAUGUGAAUUCUCACACAAGGGUUUCUGUAAGGCAUCUCUCAUGAAUACCCCAGUUGGUGAAGACAUUAGGGUAGAGUGUGAAAUCUAUGAGCAAGAGGCUGCUGAAAGAGAAAAAAUACAACAUCUGCUGGGUGAUGCAACUGACCACCCCCACAAUGACACACAUACACAUCAACAUGGGAGGGGCCAUGACGAUGACAAAGAGCGUGGCAAAGGUCAUUCGCAUGGACGUGGGCAUGGACACGCACACGGUCAUCGUAACGGGAGUCAUGAACACGAUCAGGGCCAUGACCAUGGUCAAGGCAGGGGACAUGGACACGGUCACGCCCGGGGACAAUGGCGGGGCCACGAACAUGGCAAAGGUCAUUCAAAUUUAAGUGAACACGAUCACAUCCAUGACCACACCAAGGAUCACUCUCACCAUGAUGUCCCACAUCCUAAAGACAGCAAACAUCACCACACACAUGAUCACAAACCAGGCAGCGCCUACAGGCAUGGGCAUGCCCACUCACAUGACCAUGGACUUGACAGCGAUCAUGAUCACGUUCAUGCCUAUCAUGCCAAGGCACGUCACUACCCUGGUGGCUUUCCCAAUCAGCACCAUAACUACACCCAUCCUGAGGGCACACACACCCAUGACCAUGACCAUGAGCUUGCUUUGGACCAUGAACAUAAGCAUGCCCACCUGCAUGAGCAUGAACAUCACCACCAUCAUCACUUGCAUGAGCAUGAGGCUGAACAACAUGAUGAACCAGAGGGCUUGAUAAGGACUCUGCCUGCCAUUGACCAACCGAUGAUCCUGCCUUCCUUCCCUGACGUUCCCGCAGGUGGGCCUGGAGCUGGAGUCACUCUGCCCCUUAAACCUGACCCCAGUAUUCCAGGACAGACUGAACCAACCAUCCUACCUUUCCCUACUUCUCGCUCAGCAGAGUGUGCCAAUCCAGCAGAAGGAGCCGGUCUAGUGAACAAACUCUUUAAGGAGGAUCCCUUGUUCCAGCCUGUUGCAUGAUGGAACUUAAUUGCUUUUGAAAGAGAGCAAAACUUCUGAGAGAAUUCAGAUUCUAAUUGUUUAAGUAUUGUAACACCUACUUUUCCUGGUUAUUGUUGAAUACCUAACUUGUGAAAUGCCAGCUAUUUUGAACAUUCAAUAAAGACAAAGUGUACAAAAUUAAA
Molecule: messenger RNA, 1944 nt
Organism: Poeciliopsis prolifica (blackstripe livebearer)
Lineage: Eukaryota; Metazoa; Chordata; Actinopteri; Cyprinodontiformes; Poeciliidae
Product: histidine-rich glycoprotein-like
Exons: 7
Coding region: 98-1780 (560 amino acids)
Biological process (GO): negative regulation of endopeptidase activity
Cellular component (GO): extracellular region
Molecular function (GO): cysteine-type endopeptidase inhibitor activity
Source: RefSeq, a predicted model, not a curated record